This is a messenger RNA of Mucor mucedo, 828 nucleotides long. RefSeq lists its product as uncharacterized. Gene Ontology annotation, biological process: regulation of transcription by RNA polymerase II. The record is from RefSeq and is a predicted model, not a curated record. The coding region runs from base 387 to 785 and encodes 132 amino acids. The transcript has a single exon. Gene Ontology annotation, molecular function: RNA polymerase II cis-regulatory region sequence-specific DNA binding; DNA-binding transcription factor activity, RNA polymerase II-specific. Lineage: Eukaryota; Fungi; Mucoromycota; Mucoromycetes; Mucorales; Mucoraceae. Gene Ontology annotation, cellular component: transcription regulator complex; PcG protein complex.
AUUUUUUUUUUUUUUUGUUCUCCUUUUUUUUUUACACGGGGAUAAAGGGUAUUUCAGUAUAAAAAUAAUGCACUUUUCAGUUCUUUUCUCUUUCUCUUAUAUAUAUAAAAAGAAAAGAUAUACAUAUAUAAAGAAAAGCGCGUAGAUUAGACCCGUAUGUAAUCAAAACAUGAACAAUCAAGGCGAACAUAAACCCAGUUUACCUUCAAUCAAAGAUUUGUUGGAAGGAGGACCUGGUUUACUUGGUAACGAAACAGAUUUUAUAUAGGAUUGUUCAUGAUGAUAUUAACAUUAAAGAAGAUUAUUCCAAGAAAUCAAAGAUUCAUAGUCAUAGAAGACAUGCAUCAGAACAUACGCUUUCUAAUAAUGCUUAUCUCCCUUUACAAAUGCAAUCAUUAUCACUUGGUAAACCUUCUAGAGAGAGAACACAUUCACGAUCCUAUUCAGACUUAACGCCCAGACCUCGUCUUCCUCCUCCUCCUCCUCCUCCUACCACCACUAUUACUCGACCUUCUUCUCCCACCACUCCCACUUCUCCCAUACCUGAUGAAGAAGAGGAAGAAGAAGAACCUGGCAAAUAUGUCUGCCCUUAUUGUGAUAAAGCCUUUACUCGUCCGUCUUCAUUACGUACUCAUACCUAUUCUCAUACAGGUGAGAAGCCAUUUAAAUGCACUGAACCUGCUUGUGGUCGUAAAUUUAGUGUUCAGAGUAAUCUUCGACGUCAUCUUCGAAUACAUCGAUUGAAUAAACCAUCUACGCUUUUCAAAAGUAAAAACAUUAAAUAAAAUAAAAUAUAAAAAGUGUGUGUGUGUGUAACAGAAACAAGGC